Molecule: messenger RNA, 722 nt
Organism: Hemibagrus wyckioides
Lineage: Eukaryota; Metazoa; Chordata; Actinopteri; Siluriformes; Bagridae
Gene: acyp2
Product: acylphosphatase 2, muscle type
Exons: 4
Coding region: 41-406 (121 amino acids)
Molecular function (GO): acylphosphatase activity
Source: RefSeq, a predicted model, not a curated record
GUUUGGAGACUUGCGAGACGGUAUAAAAUACGCUGCGUUUAUGUUCGGUUACGAUUUGAAAGUUUUCUGUCUCCUUCCGCUCCUCUUCCUUCUUUCUCUCUCUUAUUUCGCCAUGUCUUCAAAAUAUACAUCUGUAGAUUUCGAAAUUUUCGGCAAUGUUCAGGGCGUGUGCUUCAGAAUGUACACAGAGGAUCAGGCGAAAAAGCUCGGUGUGAACGGCUGGGUGAAGAACACCAGGCAGGGCACCGUCAUCGGUCAGGUGCAGGGGCCUCCGGACAAAGUCACCGAGAUGAAGCACUGGCUGAGGAACAUCGGCAGUCCCAGCUCUCGUAUCGACCGUGCCGAGUUCACUAACGAGAGGGACAUUUCCAAACUGGAGAUUCGCGGAUUCGGUACUCGUUAUUAAAUUCCGCCUCCCCGACGACGGCUCCUUAACCUUUUCAGAGAGCAUCCGUGAAGAAUUCAGUCAUACCGUCCUCCCUGCUGAGUCACCUUCAUUACCAGGCAGUUUUACUCCACAUACUUUAACCCUAAGUCAACAAAGCAUUUAACCAAAGCCUUAUCUACUGUGUUAUAAAUCCAUUUAUAUAUUUAUUAAUGCAAAGAUUUACAAACUCUUUCAUUGUUUAUUCUGAGUUUGUGACUUCUCCAAAAUUGUGUUACAGUACAGAAAUGCCAAUUGAUUGUUUGCCUUUUAACAAACCUCUCAGAAAUAAAUUAUU